Messenger RNA from Myripristis murdjan (pinecone soldierfish), 3589 nucleotides. RefSeq names its product zinc finger protein 385A-like. Gene Ontology annotation, cellular component: nucleus. The coding region runs from base 321 to 1607 and encodes 428 amino acids. Lineage: Eukaryota; Metazoa; Chordata; Actinopteri; Holocentriformes; Holocentridae. Gene Ontology annotation, molecular function: nucleic acid binding; zinc ion binding. The record is from RefSeq and is a predicted model, not a curated record. The transcript has 8 exons.
GUCAGGACUGCUGUGCGUCUCCUCUACCAACAGCUGGCUGCAGCCUCACAUCACAACACAACACAACACAACACAACACGAGCCCGAGAUCUGAAGAAUCCACAUCCUGCGUGGACAAGAGGGGGGAGAGGAGGAAGAAAAGAGACACAGUGUAGGGAUCCAAAGAGAAGGGUUGCAAUGUUGGACAUUUUCUCCACGUUCUUUUGAGAGCCAAAGGGCGGGCAUUUGAGAUUUGAGUCAUCUUUUAUAGCUGAACGACAGAGGAGACUUGAGCGAGAAGAUAAGUUGGAAUAGAGGAGUUGACAGUGGAAGGCUUCAGGAUGAUCUUGGGAAGUGUAAACCGACCAGGGCCGGUUCCUGCCUUCCUCAGGAGCCCUACUGUCAUUCCACCCCCACUGGACAUGAAGCCCUUCCUCCAGUUCCCCCUGGAGACACCUCACCCAGCCAGCAUUGGCCUCUUCCACAACUUCAAUACAAUGGACCCUAUCCAGAAGGCAGUGAUGACCCACACCUUUGGCCCACCAAUGGUGAAAACUAAGCGACCGAUAAUCUCCUGCAAUGUGUGUCAAAUACGCUUCAAUUCAGAGAGCCAGGCAGAGGCCCACUAUAAGGGGAACCGCCAUGCUCGGAGGGUGAAGGGCAUCGAAACAUCCAAGACAGCUCGUCCUCAAGAUGGUGACAAGCAACACCCUCCCCCCACUGGCUCACCCUCACCACCAGGCCCCUCGCCAUCCAGCCCUGAGCCUGACCCUAGCAAACAGGAUGACACCCAAUCCUGUCCCAGCUCUAAUGAGUCACCUUUGACCCCCAGCCCCCUCCCAACACCCACACUGACCUCAGCAGACGCAGAGUGUCCUCUCCUGCCCUCCCUCAGCACGCCUUUGGCAUCCUCUCCUUCCCCUUCCCCUGCCCUCAGCAUCCCCCCUGGGGAUCCAACAGUGGCUGGCCCUGCUGACACCCCGUCCCCGGCCCCCAGCCCUUCUUCAGGAGAGUCUGAGGAGGAGAAAGCCAAGAAACUUCUCUAUUGCUCCUUGUGCAAAGUAGCUGUUAAUUCCCUUUCUCAGCUGGAGGCACAUAACAAAGGUACCAAACACAAAACAAUUCUAGAGGCGCGGAGUGGAUUGGGACCUAUCAAAGCUUACCCACGUCUGGGUCCUAAACCCAGCCCAGAGCAGGGAGGGGCGCUGUCCUCUGACCUUAAUACUCAGGAACGCACCUUCCACUGUGAGAUUUGCAAUGUUAGGGUCAACUCAGAGCUGCAGCUUAAACAGCAUAUAUCUAGUCGGAGGCAUCGGGAUGGAGUUGCAGGGAAACCCAAUCCUCUUCUCAGUCGGCACAAGAAACGCACAGACUUUAUGUCUUCCCUGACUUUCUCAAAGGAAGUUCCAAAAACUCUGGGCGCUGGACUCUUACCAAAUCCUUUGGCUGUUGCUGCAGCAAUGGCAGCUGCCGCCUCAUCAAAUCAACUGGCACUACGUGCUCCUGGCCCGACCUCCCACCCUCACCCCCAUCACCAUCUCCUACAGGGCACGCCCCUCAGCCUGUUACGGCCCGCCCCUGGGCCAAUUCGCACCACACACGGGCCAAUCCUCUUCACUCCAUACUGAUGGUGAUAGAAUGAGGACAAUCAGGAAGAAGCACACUGUGAAGCAGUGGUCUGUAACCAUGUGCAUCUGUAGUUGCUGUUUUGUUAUAAUGAAAACCCACAUACACGACUCUCUGCUGCACACGGCUGCAGACCACUGCUGUGAUGUAAACAGGGAGAACCAGUGAUAAUCAAUAAAUUUCAGACAUUUUACAGAUGUGAGACUGUAUGCCCUUCCACAUUUCCCAGUUUCACUUUCAUCACUUAGCUAUCUGCCAGCUAUUGGAUGGACUCUCUGCAGUUGGUCUGAAAAGGAAUUAAAGGUACACCACAGCCAUUGUUGUCUUCCUGUCAAGCAUGGACUUUGUCAAAAAUCCUCCAAUCUGCAACUGACUAAAUAUCUUCAUCUAAUAUGUACUCCAUUUAACUCAUUCAAAGCCCUACCUCUUUCAUCUUUUUUCCUGUGUCCAGCUCAUCUCUGCAAUGGUUCACUACAUACCCAAAGCAUCAAUCAAAAACAUGCCAACUGGGUUAGACAUAGUAGCUGCCUCUGAUGUUGACUGGUAUCAUACUAUAGCUGUCACAGUAUAGUGGAUCUUACAACUACUUAGCUCUGUUUUGUGGCCUGAAUACCAUAAGGCACUGAUAAUUUCAGUAUCUAAACUGUUGUUUGAGUUUCUAGACUUGCUACUGUAUCCUCCCUGCAGCUCCGGGCACAGGUUUAUUGAUACUGUACUGUAAGUCUCAAGGAUCAGAGUAUGACUAUCUAAUCAAGAAAUGAUGGGUGAAGGAUGCUGGUCUAUAUUAAUCUCUGUGCAAGAGGAAGAGAAAGUUGGUGGAGAAAAGCAAGAGGUCAAAAAAUACCCUGUGGCUUUAAGCAGACAUUUACAGAUGCAUGUAUGCACAAAAACAAACCCAUUCAUCAUAUGAUUAAUACACAAUUGGGAUUGCAAGGGGGAUUUAAUUGCUGCUGGGGCUCCAUGCAGCUAUCAGCAUUUAGGGCCACGAUCUUAGGGUGGAAGAGAGAGAAGAUGUGAAGAAACAAAUGAGAUGGACAAACUGAGCUGAGUAUAUUUCUCUGUUGACAACCAAGAUGUAACUGCCACUAGUCGAAUCAUUCUCCUAAGCAUUCCUCAAAUUUCUCCUCUAAUUGUCACUGACAACAAACAUUGCCAGUAUACUAAAGAUAAACGUCUGACAAAGCACAUGAGCAAUGAUAAUGCUUCCAUGGUGAUUAUUCUACACGUAAAUGACUUUCAAGACAUUAAAAUGUUGAGUCACCUCUUUUUUUCAGCCGCACAUUAACUGCACAGUCCAACAAAAGGCCUUAGUGUCUUAAUGGGAACGUUUCAACACUGUGAGCACACAGGGGCGAUGACAGCGCUGCAGGUAUUUGCAGUGACAUUAACAUACAUUUUGAUUAAACAUAUUUUUGUUUUGACAGCAGUGAGCCCAUAUAGCAGGAGUGUGGUAAACACUGGGAUGAAAGACACCAGCAUAUGUUACAGAGGGAAGAAUAAGGACCACGCACACAAAUGUGUUUCACUUUCAUGAUUACAUCACAAGCAGUGAUGAAUAGAUGUAUGCAAAAAAAAAUAAAAUAAAAUAAAACAAGACAACAUUUUUUUUUAAUAGUAUUAUAGGCGUGUAGCGGGACAAAUGAUGACUUUCCGAACAGGGAAAUGACCUGACUUUGUUGUGUUUAUCUGCUCAGCCUCGUGUACUCCAGCCCUUCCUGACUCUUGAACUAAUCCAGUGAACACUGUUGUGACGGGUGUGGUGGCCUGAUGUCAUUUAACUCUUAUAGUUCGUGAAAUAUUAGGGGGGGGUUAUAGGAAAUGGGAACUGUAGCAAUACUUACAGCACUUCCUGCUAACUUCUCAAACUGCAAUAAAAAAAGGGGAAAUACUAAAGAAUUAAUAGUUAUUUAGGGAAAAGUGUACUGAAUUAUUAUUGUAUAUGUAGAUUAUUAUUUAAAAAAAGUGAGAGAAAAGACAUAACUGU